UCGAGACUCAUGCGUCAGCAGGGUAUCUUGCGGAUUCCGGUCAAUGUGAUGCUAAAAGGAUGUUUUACUGUCCAUGAUCACUGGCACAAUUUAUUUUCUUUUUGGGGGAAUUCUUGGUUUAAAAUCCUGGUGUUUUGUAGUGUGACUUUGUGGCUGUUUUGGACAGUACCCAGCAUCUAAAAUGACUUACGUUACCGUUAGCAAUUUACAGACGCAGUUGGCUUCUAUAAUGGAGCUCUUGACAAAGGCAGCUAUUUCAGAAAUAAUCAAAGUUUUUGACGACAGUUACACGGUAUUGCGCCUUGAGAUUUCCCAAAAUCAAAACGAAAAAGAAGCACUGAAAAGGAAAUUACAGGAAGUACAAGAGCAGCUUACAUGCGUGCGAAUGCGACUUGAAUCAGGCCUACCCCCUUCCAACUGCCCUCCCCCCACAAAUCAUCAUGGGUUAGAGGACUGGACAAGUUCAUUCAGAGGCGGAGAGGCGGUGACAGAGGGUAUCUGCCCUGAACAGCAGCUCACCAGUGAGCACCAGCAGUCUUUCAGAGAGAACCCAUGCCUCGUGCGCAUCAAAGAAGAGAGACCUGGAGAUGAUCUUUGGAACCAAGAAGCAGAGUCUGUGAGGUAUGACAUCACUGUUGCUGGGAACGCCGGAGUCAGCCAGCAGCUCUCUCAGGAGCCUGUGGAGUUUGGUGAUCUCAGGCUGAAGGUGGAGCAGGUGUCCCAGGUGGAGCAGGUGUCCCAGGGUGGUUCCACGGAGGAGGACCAGGCCCAGAGCUGUGCAGUGGACCAGCAGUGGAACCUCAUCACCGAAGAGGAAGGCAACGCGGACGACAGCUUCCCACCACUCCUCCCCAGGUUCGAGCUAGCCAUCGGCUACUUCCACUCCAACCCCAUCAGCCCCGAGCACCAUGCCCCUCCGGACACGUCCCACACCCCACCCCCGCUGCCUGGAACCAGCGCAGAGGCGGUCAGCGCUUUCCUGGGGACUAAUAUAUAUGUUGCGCCGCCUCAGGGGAGGCGCACGGGGAAGAAGCCCGUCAUCUGCCCGGUGUGCAACAAGCAGCUGCAGGCGCCUUCUGAACUCGUCAAGCACAUGCGGACGCACACGGGCGAGCGGCCGUACGCCUGCGGAAUCUGUGGCAUGCACUUCACGCUAAAGAGCAGCCUGAAGACGCACGAGAGGCUCCACAGCGGCCUGCGGCCGUACAGCUGCUCAGAGUGCGGCAAGGACUACACGCUCAUGCACCACCUGAAGAGACACAUGCACUCUCACUUCAGGGAGCAGAGCGCCAGGCCCCAGGCCCAGCAGCAGCAGCAGCAGCAUCAUCAGCAGCCACGGGACACGCACGGCCCUCAAAGAACUAAGGAGUUUUAAAAAUCAGUGUCAAAAACGGCACUAAAAUAGAUUCUUAUCAAAGGUAUUGAAAUGUUGUACUCAUUGAUGAUGGUGUGUUUUUCAGUGCCUUUUGUAGUGUUUGGUCUUUUGGUAAGUCAUAUUUGGAUAAAGAGUUAAAAGGAAUGAAAUGAAUAAACAUUCUGAAUGUAAAAGUUUUGUCGUAACGGUUGUUAGCAGCAGCUGUUCAUCAGUCAGCUGCUCGUUGUUAUUUAUUCCCUGCAUGUAUAGUCUUAAUCUGCUGAUAAUUGUGUCCUCAUGAAUGCCAUAGAAAUAUUACUGCACACACACACACACACACCCCUACA
Messenger RNA from Clupea harengus (Atlantic herring), 1701 nucleotides. Its product is annotated as zinc finger protein 853-like. Bases 182 to 1375 code for a protein of 397 amino acids. Gene Ontology annotation, molecular function: RNA polymerase II transcription regulatory region sequence-specific DNA binding; DNA-binding transcription factor activity, RNA polymerase II-specific. Lineage: Eukaryota; Metazoa; Chordata; Actinopteri; Clupeiformes; Clupeidae. Gene Ontology annotation, cellular component: nucleus. The transcript is spliced from 5 exons. Gene Ontology annotation, biological process: embryo development; regulation of transcription by RNA polymerase II. The record is from RefSeq and is a predicted model, not a curated record.